Gossypium raimondii (Peruvian cotton) is the source of this 2583-nucleotide messenger RNA. RefSeq names its product sodium/hydrogen exchanger 1. Gene Ontology annotation, molecular function: sodium:proton antiporter activity. Gene Ontology annotation, biological process: sodium ion transport; proton transmembrane transport; regulation of pH. The transcript is spliced from 16 exons. Gene Ontology annotation, cellular component: membrane. The coding region runs from base 630 to 2237 and encodes 535 amino acids. The record is from RefSeq and is a predicted model, not a curated record. NCBI's taxonomy places the organism in Eukaryota, Viridiplantae, Streptophyta, Magnoliopsida, Malvales, Malvaceae.
UCACUCAUUUAUUUUUCCUUUAAGGAAAUAAAAUAUUUCAAUUUAAAAAAAUUAUUCAGCAUUUCUUUGCUUAAGUUCUUCCGAAUCAGGUUCGGAUUGGAGUUUAAUGAUCCAAAUGCUUUAUAUUCUCAGUUCACAGUUUUGAGAUUCGGAACUCGAGUUGAGGUGAGUUGGAUUCCGACUCGGUUUCUGUAAUAUUUUAAGCUUCAACUUAAGCCGUCAAAUUAACUCUGUUUGGCUGGCAAGAAAAACUGGAGGAAAAGGAAAAUAAGAUGCGUUUUCGUUUCUCUGAGGUUUAUUUCUAUUUUCGGUGAGGUUAGCAUCUGGAACUAGAAAAUUCAGCAUUUCUUUGCUUACGUUCUCCCGAGUCAGGUUCCGGUUGAAGUUUUAUGAUCCAUAUCCGUCUUAUUCUUAGUUUACAGUUUUGAGAUUCAGAACUCGAGUUGAGAUUUUCAGUGAGGUUGGCAGCUGAAACUGGAAGUCUCUGGAACGAGAGUUUUCGGAUCCAAAAUCAAAUACUUAAGGGAAAUUGAAUAAUAACAAUAAUAAAAUCAAGCUCUAAGUUAUUAUAUAGUUAAAUUCUAGCUCGCACUUCAAAAUAACAGAUUCGUGAUUAUUAGUGGUAUACCAUGGCGAUCGGGAUCUUAAACUCUCUUUUAGCCUCUGAUCAUAGCUCCAUAGUUUCAAUGAACUUAUUCGUGGCGCUUCUUUGCGGUUGUAUUGUGAUUGGUCAUUUACUAGAGGAAAGCAGAUGGAUGAACGAGUCCAUUACUGCUCUUGUCAUUGGGGUGUGCACUGGAGUUGUAAUUUUGCUUACAACGGGAGGAAAAAGCUCUCACCUGUUAGUUUUCAGUGAAGACUUGUUCUUCAUUUAUUUGCUUCCUCCUAUUAUUUUUAAUGCGGGAUUCCAAGUGAAGAAGAAGCAAUUUUUCCGCAACUUUAUGACUAUCAUGCUGUUUGGUGCAGUUGGUACUUUAAUAUCAUUUGGCAUCAUAUCUGCAGGUGCCAUACAGUUUUUCAAGGAAUUGCAUAUUGGUGAUCUGCAGAUAGGGGACUAUCUUGCAAUUGGGGCAAUAUUUUCUGCAACAGAUUCUGUUUGCACUUUGCAAGUUCUUAAUCAGGACGAGACACCUUUGUUGUACAGUCUGGUUUUUGGGGAGGGAGUUGUGAAUGAUGCCACAUCAGUGGUUCUUUUCAAUGCAAUCCAGAGCUUUGACCUUACUCACAUCAACUCUACCAUUGCCUUGAAAUUUGUCGGAAAUUUUUUUUAUUUGUUCAUCUCAAGUACUUUGCUAGGAGUUGUGACUGGACUGCUCAGUGCUUUCAUUAUUAAAAAGCUGUAUUUCGGAAGGCAUUCAACUGAUCGCGAGGUUGCUCUUAUGAUCCUCAUGGCUUACCUCUCAUACAUGCUCGCUGAACUUUUCUAUUUAAGCGGAAUUCUUACAGUAUUCUUUUGUGGGAUUGUUAUGUCUCACUAUACAUGGCAUAAUGUUACAGAAAGUUCAAGAGUGACAACAAAGCAUGCUUUUGCUACUCUAUCAUUUGUUGCUGAGAUCUUUAUCUUCCUCUAUGUUGGUAUGGAUGCUUUGGACAUCGAGAAGUGGAGAGUUAUCAGUGAUAGCCCCGGAAAAUCAGUUGGGGUGAGUUCGAUUCUACUGGGCUUGAUUCUUGUUGGAAGAGCAGCCUUUGUUUUCCCCUUGUCGUUCAUAUCCAACUUGACAAAGAAAGCUCCUCAUGAGAAAAUUGAAUUCAAACAGCAAGUUACCAUUUGGUGGGCUGGUCUUAUGCGCGGUGCUGUCUCAAUGGCACUUGCUUAUAAUCAGUUUACUAGUUUAGGGCAUACUCAAGUGCGAGGGAAUGCGAUGAUGAUAACCAGCACAAUCACGGUUGUUCUUUUCAGCACAGUGGUUUUCGGAUUGAUGACUAAACCAUUAGUUAGGAUCUUGCUUCCUUCUCCAAAACAUCUCUCGAGAAUGCUUUCGUCCGAGCCAACUACUCCUAAAUCAUUCUUCCUACCACUUCUCAACAAUGGGCAAGGAUCUGAGGCUGAACAAGGCAACCGAAGCGUGAUCCGGCCGUCCAGCUUAAGAAUGCUCUUGACCACUCCUUCCCACACCGUGCACUAUUAUUGGAGAAAAUUCGAUGAUGCCUUCAUGCGACCUGUAUUCGGUGGAAGGGGUUUCGUACCAUUUGUUCCCGGAUCACCCACUGAACAAAACGGUCCUCAGUGGCAAUGAAAAAGGAACUCGAAGCUGAUAUGGCAGGUACAAGAAGUCUAGAAUGCUAUACCGAUUUCCUAAAAUCAUGGCGAACCCGGCUCAACAGCUGGACAUUUCAGUGUGAAGUUUUGUGUUAAUAUUAGUGAGAGUUUUGCAGGUUGAUUAGAACAGCAAUUUUGUCCAGCACUAGCUGAUUAUUAAUUUUGAUUGUAUAUUUAUUGUUGUCUCAAUGGUGAGAGUAUUCUCUUGAUGUCAUGUUGUUUGCUUUUAGAGUUCUAUUUAUUAUGUAUAACAUUACUCUGUUACUUUGUGUACCUAAAAUCCUAUGAGAAUUAAGAACUCAGAGAGUUAAGAAAUUGGAUUA